AUGGAAGACGUCAGUAUCGAGAGAGCCCACAGGAUCGGCAAAAGAGAGAGUGGAAAGAUUCGCCCGAUUGUUGUGAAAUUCACCAGAUUUCCUCAGCGGGAGCUUGUGCGUAAGAGUGCAUUUAAGUUGAAAAACACAGAUCUCUCCAUUUCCGAGCAAUACCCAAGGGAAAUCCAAGAAAGAAGAAAACAACUUCUUCCAGUGCUGAAGCAAGCGAAGGCCAACAACAGGAAAACGGUUUUUGUUAAAGAUAAGCUUUUCAUUGAUGGGCGACUCUACAGACAGGACCAGGGAACAACACCAUUACCAGACCGAAAGGGAUCCCAGUCGAGGUGA
Molecule: messenger RNA, 336 nt
Organism: Magallana angulata
Lineage: Eukaryota; Metazoa; Mollusca; Bivalvia; Ostreida; Ostreidae
Exons: 1
Coding region: 1-336 (111 amino acids)
Source: RefSeq, a predicted model, not a curated record